CAAAUAAUUUGAGGAUGACAGACGACCGUAUGACCCAACGGCUUGCUCCUAAGGAUCAAACCCUGCAAGAAGCUUACGAUGUACCAGCUAACUUCUUAGAAAUAGACGUGUGCAACCCUGAAACGCACGGCAUCGCAAACAAAAGAUAUACUGACUACGAAGUCAGACUCAAGACCAAUCUGCCGAUAUUCCGGGUUCAAGAAUGUUCUGUCAGGAGGAGAUACAGUGACUUUGAGUGGUUAAGAUCUGAGCUAGAGAAAGAAAGCAAGAUAAUCGUUCCCGCUCUGCCAGGAAAAGCUAUAAAGAGACUUCUUCCAUUCAGAGGGGAUGACGGUAUAUUCGAGGAAGAUUUUAUCGAAGACCGGAGGCAAGGAAUUGAGGGGUUCAUCAAUAAGAUUGCUGGACAUCCUUUGGCACAAAACGAGAAAUGCUUGCACAUGUUCCUCACGGAGCCAAUGAUUGACAAAAACUACGUUCCUGGAAAAGUGAGGACUCAUUGAAAUUCUAGGAGUCUUCCUUGUUGUGAACCUGCGGCAUAUCUGGGGACGAGGGUGUGGUCGGGGACUUCUUUAAGACUUCUCGAGGUAGAGGAAUGUUUGGGGAACCAAGUAGAGCUACUUGUAGGGGACUUACAAAGACUGAGUGGAUGCUUUCUCCAUUCUAAACAUUCCAAACUAAACAUUUCCAUUGUAAACAUUAUGUAUACUGUGUCUGAUGUACAUUUGGAAUGUGGAUUGAACAUUGUCUUCCUAAUAUUGUAUCACUAUUAAAGUCUUGUUCUAGGGACGUAGGUUUAUAUAAUGACGCUCUGCAAAGAAUGUUUUUUUUGAUAAAUUUAGAUCUGAUCGAAUUUAAAUGAAUAUGCAAUAGUCAUUGUGCGUUUUUGUCUGUGAUAUGUUGCUAAAAAUAAAUGACUGUCAAUUUUAAAAUGGUUUCAAUUAAGAUAUCAACUUCUUAUACUUUCUUCUUUUAUGUGAAGAUUAUUCAAACAUUAACUUCCAUACUGUGAAAGAAGCUUUAACGGGAGCUUUAACAAUGCUUAAAGCCAGCUUAUUUUUUAAUAAGUUGGUUGAAUGGCGAGUAAUUUUGUGUUUAAAUGUAAAGUUUGCUUAAAUAAUUUGUACUAAUAUAGUAAUAUAA
Bolinopsis microptera is the source of this 1140-nucleotide messenger RNA. RefSeq names its product sorting nexin-12-like. Gene Ontology annotation, biological process: late endosome to Golgi transport; endocytic recycling. The record is from RefSeq and is a predicted model, not a curated record. Bases 15 to 500 code for a protein of 161 amino acids. Gene Ontology annotation, molecular function: phosphatidylinositol-3-phosphate binding. The transcript has 6 exons. Gene Ontology annotation, cellular component: early endosome membrane; retromer complex. Lineage: Eukaryota; Metazoa; Ctenophora; Tentaculata; Lobata; Bolinopsidae.